CUGUUGAGAAGACCUGACACCUCCCCAGCUAACUCUGCUUCCGCGGUUCGCUCUGGUGCCCCCGACCUGCGCCCUCUCCGCGCUCCGGGGCCGCAGCGACAAAGAAGAAAGAAAAUAGACUGAAGUUUUGAGCUUCGGAAGAAACGAGGUUGCCUUAUUUUAUCUCUGUGAGGCUUUUACCAUUUACACGUAUUCCCUGGCUUCUCUAAUUUUCUGCCGCUGAAUCCAAUUAAGACUCUAACUGCUACAAAUAAGUAACCUCUGUGUUAACGUGUCGGCUCUAAGACCAUGCCAAAUACCUCAGAUAGACUCUCCUGAUUGUCCUCUUAAACUGAAACAGCAUGUUCGGCGCCGGCACUGCCAGAGAUGGUAAAUCCUGAGAUAGUUUUAAGUGGCUGCAACUCUCACGAAGAGGAAAAUCGCUGCAGUUUUAACCAGCAUACUUCUGUCUCUGAGGAGCUUCUGUUAGAAGACCAGAUGAGGCGGAAACUCAAAUUUUUUUUCAUGAAUCCUUGUGAGAAGUUCUGGGCUCGAGGUAGAAAACCAUGGAAACUCGCCAUACAAAUUCUAAAAAUUAUAAUGGUGACUAUCCAGCUGGUCUUAUUUGGGCUAAGUAACCAGAUGGUGGUAGCUUUCAAGGAAGAAAACACUAUAGCAUUCAAACACCUCUUCCUGAAAGGAUAUAUGGACCGAAUGGACGACACUUACGCAGUAUACACACAAAGAGAUGUGUACGAUCAGAUCAUCUUUGCAGUGAAUCAGUACUUGCAGCUGCGCAACAUCUCAGUUGGGAAUCAUGCUUAUGAGAAUAAAGGUACCGAGCAAUCUGCCAUGGCAAUCUGUCAGCGCUUCUACAAACAAGGAACCAUCUGUCCUGGAAAUGACACCUUUGACAUUGAUCCAGAAAUUGAAACUGAGUGCUUCUUUGUAGAGCCAGAUGAGCCUUUUCACGUUGGAACACGAGAAGAAAAUAAACUCAACUUAACGCUAGACUUCCACAGACUCCUAACAGUGGAGCUUCAAUUUAAACUGAAGGCCAUUAAUCUGCAGACAGUUCGUCACCACGAGCUCCCCGACUGUUACGACUUUACUCUAACUAUAACAUUUGACAACAAGGCCCAUAGUGGAAGAAUUAAAAUAAGUUUAGAUAAUGACAUUGCCAUCAGAGAAUGUAAAGACUGGCAUGUAUCUGGAUCAAUUCAGAAGAACACUCACUACAUGAUGAUCUUUGAUGCCUUUGUCAUCCUGACGUGCUUGGCUUCGCUAAUCCUCUGUGUUCGGUCUGUUAUUAGAGGACUUCAGCUUCAGCAGGAAUUUGUCAAUUUUUUCCUCCUUCAUUAUAAGAAGGAAGUUUCUGUUUCUGAUCAAAUGGAAUUUGUCAAUGGAUGGUACAUUAUGAUUAUUAUUAGUGAUAUAUUGACAAUCAUUGGAUCAAUUCUGAAAAUGGAAAUCCAAGCUAAGAGUCUGACAAGUUAUGAUGUCUGUAGCAUACUUCUUGGAACUUCUACCAUGCUUGUGUGGCUUGGAGUCAUCCGAUACCUGGGGUUUUUUCAGAAGUACAAUCUCCUUAUUCUGACCCUUCAGGCAGCACUGCCCAGUGUCAUCAGGUUCUGCUGCUGUGCGGCUAUGAUUUAUUUAGGCUAUUGCUUCUGUGGAUGGAUUGUGCUGGGCCCUUACCAUGAUAAGUUCCGUUCUCUGAACGUGGUCUCCGAGUGCCUUUUCUCUCUGAUAAAUGGAGAUGACAUGUUUGCCACAUUUGCAAAAAUGCAGCAAAAAAGUUACUUGGUCUGGCUCUUCAGCAGAAUAUACCUCUACACAUUCAUCAGUCUCUUUAUAUACAUGAUUUUAAGCCUCUUCAUUGCACUAAUUACUGACACAUAUGAAACAAUUAAGCAUUACCAACAAAAUGGCUUCCCAGAGACUGAACUUCGUACCUUUAUAUCAGAGUGCAAAGAUCUACCCAACUCUGGAAAAUACAGAGUAAACGGUGACCCUCCAGUAUCUCUAUUCUGCUGCUGUAAAAAGUAGCUAUCAAGCUUAUCUGUACUCUAAAGGAAAGUAUAAUGUGUAGCUGAAUUGGGAGACUGUAUGGAUAUUUUAAAAUCAGAUGCAGUAUAUUCAAAGACCAGCUAUUAUUUUGAGCUAACAGAUAUCUAUAUUUCACCUAGAACUGUAUUUAUAUUUUAAAAAGUGGUUUUAACAUCCUUUGCAUCUUUAUGCUGUUUGUUUAAAAAUUUUUGAUGAGGGGAGCUAUUCUUGUUGAUUCUUGUUAUAGCUUGUCUCUUUUUGCUGAUUUUGUUAUAGCUUUAGGACGUGUUCUUUGUGCCCCCUUGGCUCUAGCUCUUACACUUUUGAUCCCAGCUAUUCUUUGGACUGUUGAUUAUAUCAACAGUGGAAAACAAUCCCUGGUCUGACAGUAACUUCAGACAACUCACUGACCCUGAGAAAGUGGAGAUGGUUGCUGUAUAUCUACCCAACAUUGCAUUUAAAAAUCUUGUCUUGAAGGACAGAGUAAGAAAAAAAAAAAAAAAAAAAUCACUAACUUGUUGACCAGUUGUUGAACUGCUGUUUAGUUCUGCUCUUAGUUCUGGAGAGACAGCCCUGGUGACGCAGUGGUUAAGAGCUCAGCUGCUAACCAAAAAGUCGGCAGUUCAAAUCCACUAACUGCUCCUUAGAAACCCUAUGGGGCAGUUCUACUCUGUCCUAUAGGAUCAUUGUGAGUUGGAAUCAACCAGACGGCAAAGGGUUUAGUUCUGGAGAGGAUCAGUCUUUCUGGUAUUCAUUUACAAAUGUUUUCUUUCUUCCUUCAGUGUUAAAGUAUAAAGUUGAAAGAGUAUCUUAUGGAUGUAUGAAAACUGAACCACAAUACCAAAUGCAUGUUCAAUGCAACGAUGAUCAUUUUAUUAGUACUUCUGUAGCUCUGUGAAAACUAUGGGAUGUACUAUACCUUGUUUUGGUGUCCGGAGCUGUAGUUUUAUGAGGAGAAGUUCUCUAGCUCACAUUAAAAAUAUUUGGGAAAAUAAUUGUGUUCAAAGUUUAAAAAUAAGUGGGCAAUCUGUGCCUUAAAAAGAUACAGAAACAAUGUUCUUAGUCUCCCCUGCUAGUAGGCCGCUGAAUGGAAGUUGCAGGGAUCUUCACAGUAUGAAUCUUUGCGCUGUGUACUAUUUAUUAAAAUAGAAACAAUUCAAUAAUGUGCAAUAAAAGUAGCCUCAACACAAACUCUUUUUUGGAAAGAAAUUGAUUUAAAAAAAAAAUAAUUUCUGGUUUUGUUUUAAGGGCUAAAUGAAGAUAAACUUGAGACACUGAAAUCGUACUGAUUAAUCAUAAUAGUGAUCACAAUAAUGACUUUACGUGUUGAAAUCUGAGGUUUUGCAAUGCGUAUAAGUUAUUUUUUGUAGUACCUGUGGCUUUUAAAGGAGCCCUGGUAGUGUAGUGGUUAAGAGCUGGACUGCUAACCAAAAGGUCAGCAGUUCGAAUUCAACAGCCGCUCCUUGGAAACCCUGUGGGACACUUCUACUCUGUCCUAUAGGGUCGCUAUGAGUUGGAAUCGACUCAACAGCCAUCAGGUUUGGGGUUAGUGCUUUUAAAAAAUGAAAGUAAAUAAAUAAACAACUAAGUUAGUCUUUUUCUGGCUUAGUUCUAACAUUGUAUCACAGUCAUUUUUAGAACUGACUAUAAUACAAUGUGAAUUUUGAAAUUCUGUUUAUUACCUGAAGAAUCCUUUUCUUUUCUCCUUGUGAGAUUUUUAGACUAGCCACAAUACUUCAAUGGAAACGUGAAACCACUGACCCAGUGUUUGGCCAGGGUUUUGCUCUGCACUGAGGUCAUUAUAUUUCUGCUGUGGAAUUCUAGCCACUGGCAUGGCACCUUCAUGUCUCUCUCCUGAUAGUCAAGCUUCCUUAUUGUAGCAGGAGUCCGAUAAGUUCCGUGAUCUAAUUUUUAGUAAUGAUGUCCACAAGAGAAUAACUCUAUUGUAAUUUCCUGAAAGUGACACCACUAACUUUUUUUAACUGUCCCUAAACCUGUACAAUGGCUUCAUCUGGGUAGGCAGAUAAAUUAUGAGCCUGUCAUUUUAGUGCUCCCUGGUAGCAUAGUGGUUAAGAUCUACAGCUGCUCACCAAAAAGUUGGCAGUUCAAAUCCACCAGGUGCUCUUUAGAAACCCUAUGGGGCAGUUCUACUCUGUGCUAUAGGUCACUAUGAGUUGGAAUCGACUCCAUGGCAAUGGGUUUUUUUUUUUUUUUUUUGCAUGUACAUAAAGAAUAUCAGGGUAAUUGUAAGAAGGAAUAGAGAAUAGAAGUCAUUUCUUCUCCCAGGAUACACUGGCUUCUGUCUAGGAGAGCAAAGAGGAGAUCAGGAAUAGAAUUUUAUUGGUGGCGCUGAUUUAUCUGGAGGUCAGAUUUUCUGUGCCCACUCCACCCUCAAUGACUCUCAAGCUUGUGGGCAUAAGAAUCAGUGGGGGAUCUGUUAAACGUGCAGGUUUCCAGAUAAUACCACCAGAGAUUCUUAUUUGUCAAGUUUUAGGAGGGGCCAGGAAUCUGCAUUUUUAGCAGGCACACAGAGUGACUGAUGCAAGUGGCCAGGAACAGAUAGAUCCCUUUUGGGGGGCUUCAAAUUAGAGACUUUUCAUUAAGCUCAGGGUUCAGACUGGCCUUCUCUUUCUGAUCACAUUAGUCAAGAGAGAAACCCCAGGUAAGUGGGCUUAUAGGCAUCAACAUGGACAUUUUAGGAUUUGUGUUGUCUGUUAUAAUUAUUUUUAGGGGAACUUUGAGUUCUGCUGGUGCCACAUUAUUUUAAAGAAUUCAUACGUUUUAUCACUUCAAUAAAGCUUUAAAAUACCUAAUACAUAUAUUGAUUUUUCAUCUUUUUUUUAAGCAUACCAUUUUUAAAUUAAAUUAAUACAUUCAAACAGAAAUUAUAUUAGUUUCCUACUGAAGCUGUAACAAGUUAUCCCAAAUUUACUGGCUUAAAACAACACAAAUUUAUUUUCUUAUACUUCUGGAGGUCCGAAGCCAAAAUGAGUCUUAUAAGGCUAAACUUAGGGUAUGAGCAGGGCUGUUUUUUUCUGAAGACUCCAAGAGAAAAUCCAUUUCUUAACUCUUCCAGCUAGAGAGAGGGUGCCAGCAUUCCUUGGCUGUGGCCACAUCACUCCAAUCUCUUAUUUCCAUCAUCACAUUGCCCUGUCCUCUCUGCUCUCCUGCCUCCAUUUUAUAGUAACUCUUGUGAUUACAUUGGACUCACCCAGAUAAUCCAGGAUAAUCUCCCAUCUCAAGAUCCUUAAUUUAAUCACAUCUGUAAAGUCCCUUUUACCAUGUAAGGUAACACAUUCACAGGUCCAGGGAUUAAUAUGGGGGCAUCUUUGGGAGGCCAUUAUUUACCCUAUCACAGAGAUUUUAAUGACCCAAGGAAUAUUGGUAAUGACAUUUUAUAAUGAGUAGGUUUCAUGGUAUAAUUAAAUAAUUAUAUGGUAAAAUAAAUAGUUACCACUCAUUGAACACUUUGAAUCUUGAGCAGUUCUACUCUGUCAUAUAGGAUCCCUAGGAGUUGGAGUCAACUUGAUGGUACACAACUACAUUGUAUACGCACAUUCAGAUUUACUAGGAGAUGUGAAAAAAUGUGAAAUUUUUCCAAAGGAGAUGCCAAAUUAAGCUUCUGUCAGCUGUUUCUGAGAGUUUCAUUGUUUUUACAACCUUGCAAGUGUUUGAUAUUAUCAGACUUUUCAAAUGUUAGCCAAUCCGAUAGGUAACACAUUGUAAUUCUAAUGUACAUUUCCCUGAUUUCUAAGCUGCUUAGUGUCUUUUUAUUUACUUAUUGGCCAUUGAAGUUCUCUUGAGUAAUGUGCUUAUUCAGUAUCUUUGUCCAUUUUUCCAUUGAAUUGUCUUUUUCUUAGAGAGUUACAGAAGUCCUUUACACAUUUUGGGUAUUACUCCUCUGUCAGUUACAUGUCCCACAAAUAUCUUCUCUCAGAUUGUGCAGUUUUUACUCUCUUUAUGGUGGUUUUUGAUGCAUAAGAUUCUUAAUUUUAAUGUAGUCUUAUUAAUAUUUUCCUUUAAGUUUUGUGAUUUUUGUCCUUGUUUAAGAAACCCUCCCCAACCCUGAGGUCAUGAAGACUUCCUUUUUUGAUAUUUCUAAGAAGUUUAUAGUUGCCUUCACAUUUAGUUUUUUUAAUCUACAUAGGAUUUAAUUUUGUGUACAGUGUGAGGUAGGUGCCUAAUUUAAUGUUUUGUAUUACUACCAUUUAUUAAAGAGUCCAUCCUUUCCCUACCUACAUGCAUGACUAUCUUUAUUUUAGUAAAGGUCUGUAUAAGUAUAUGUCUGUUUCUGGGCUAUCUAUUGUAUGUUGCUGCACUGAUACUAUAUUAAUUACUAUAGACAUAAUAUACCUUUUUAUCUGAUAGGGAAAAUUCCUCUACCUUGUCAUUUGUUUUUCUUUACGAGUAACUUAACAAUUCUUGGUCCUUAGCAUUUCUAUACAUAUUUUAGAAUCAUCUUAUUAAGCUGAUUUAAAAAAAAAAAAAAAAAAAAGCCUGGUAACAUUUUGAUUGCAAUGCCUUGAAUCUGUAGGUCAAUUUAGGGACAACUGGCAUCUUUACAAUACUGAUUCUUCCAAUUCAUAAACAUGGAAGAUGUCUCCCUUUAUUUAGUCAUAUUCAAUGCCUUUUAAUAAAGUGUUACAAUUAUCUCCAGUAAGUCUUUUUAGAUGUAUUCCUUUUUAAAAAAAUUUAUUUGCCAACUCAUUUUUGCUGAUAUAUGGAAGUGCAACAGACUUUAUAUAUUGAUUUUGUGUCCAGCUGUUUUGCAAAAUUAAACUAUCCUGUUGAUUGUAAUAAUUUACCUGUCGAUUUCUUUGAAUUUUUAUGUAUAUAAUCAACACCUGCACAUAAUGACAAAAUUUCUGAUUUUUUAUAAGAAAGUAGACAAGCUCAUUACCAAUGAAGUGGGGAAGUAUAUUUUGCUUAUAGUGGAAAGAACUGCUGAAUUACAUGGCAAAUGGUAUGGGUGUAUAAUUUUAUAAGGGGAAUGAAUGAAGAGUUCUGAAACAAUAAUCCAAUCUAUUAUGACAAUUAUCUGGUUACUUUUAAGAUCUCCUCUUUGUCUUUUGUAUUUUCUCAUUUCAUUAUGAGGAGUCCAAGUGUAGUUUUUGUUGCUGUUGUUCUUGUUGUUAAUCUUGCUCUGGGUUUGUUGGAACCCUUCAAUCUGAGGAUUACUUUUCAUCAGUUCUGGAAAAUUCUCAGCUGUUAUCUCUUCAAAUAUUGUCUAUGCCCCAUUCCCUCUUUAGUCUUUUAGUGAGACUCUGAUUAGACAAAUUUUUCACUUUAUUCUCCAUGUAUCUUAAUGGUUUUCCAUAUUUCCCAUCACUUUGCCUCUCUGUGCUGCUACAGAUUGUUAAGUACUAUGGAGGAAAAUACUGGGAGGAACAGGGAGAAGGGAGUAUUGGGGAGUGUCUUAGGUCUGGUUUUCUAGAGAAGCAGAACCAGUGAAACAUAUAUAUGUAAAUAUAGAGAGAGAUUUAAUUCAAGGAAAUGGCUCAUGCAGUUAUGGCAGCCAGCAAAUCCCCAAAUCGAUGGGUCAGGUGUCCGGCUGGAGGCUUCUCCUGACUCACCUGACUGCAGGGGCUGAUGAACGCAAAAUCUACAGGUCAGGUGGCAGGCUGCUGUCUCACA
Loxodonta africana (African savanna elephant) is the source of this 7662-nucleotide messenger RNA. RefSeq names its product mucolipin TRP cation channel 3 (gene MCOLN3). The record is from RefSeq and is a predicted model, not a curated record. Gene Ontology annotation, molecular function: NAADP-sensitive calcium-release channel activity. The transcript is spliced from 14 exons. Lineage: Eukaryota; Metazoa; Chordata; Mammalia; Proboscidea; Elephantidae. The coding region runs from base 367 to 2028 and encodes 553 amino acids. Gene Ontology annotation, cellular component: lysosomal membrane; plasma membrane.